Molecule: messenger RNA, 1092 nt
Organism: Aspergillus fijiensis CBS 313.89
Lineage: Eukaryota; Fungi; Ascomycota; Eurotiomycetes; Eurotiales; Aspergillaceae
Product: O-methyltransferase
Exons: 1
Coding region: 1-1092 (363 amino acids)
Source: RefSeq, a predicted model, not a curated record
AUGCCGGUCAGGGAUUACGGGGUUUGGAAAGCCCUUCCGGUCCAUUAUGAGUUUGAAGAUCACUACGAGGACCCCAAGUCUCCUCAUCUCUCCUUGUACUAUCAUGAUAACAAAACAACCACUCCAAAGUUCGACCGUGCCUAUCGACGCAGGCACAAGGGCAGACCCCGCGACAAGAAGAAAUCAUGGGAGAUUCCUGGACUCUUCCGCGCAGCCAUCAACAUCAAAUCAAAAGACAAGGAGUCCAGACUUGCCUAUUUUGUAAACCACAAUCUCGCCGAGCACCUUAUUGCUGAGAAGUUGGCCAACCUCGAUUUUGGCUUCCAUUCGAUGGAAGAGGUAGACGAACUAGACGGCAAAGGCCUGGAUUACAUUCGUGGGAUGCUUUUCCACUCUACCGAUGGUCGUGUUCUUCCCCACGAUAUCCCUGGAGACGACAAUGAUAUUAUUGACGUCCUGGAACCUGAAGUCAGCAAAGCCAUUGACCAGCGAGCAACCAUCUAUUUAUUCGGCUCGAUGUUCGAUUCACGAGAUGGAAUUCACAAUGUUCAUAUGAACCAGGGAAAUAUCUCGAACUUCAGGAAGGAUGAUGGGGUGUUCCAGGACGGGGGACUGCUCAUUCAGUACGACGAUCACUGGACAGGUGUUUUCCUUGCAUUCGCCUCACAAGCUGUCCACACCGAUGAUAAUGAUGGCCACGCAUUGGAACCAUUAGUGACAUGGACAGACGUGCUACCCGUCGAUCGCGUGGAAAAUUCGGUAACGAUCACGGAAGCACUGGUCAACCCACGGGGCGCAGACGAUCGAGCGGCACGGACCAAAGAGUCCAUCACGCUGGGGAAUCUCACCAGUCACAAAGUAUCCUUGGAAUCAUGGAGCUUCCACAACUCGGCUGGCCAGACCCAAGACCUGCCGCGAAACGCGGUCUUGGCUCCUCGAGCCAUGCGGAAGUUCGAGGUACCCAACUGCCCUCUUUCCAACAGCGGUGACACCAUCACUCUACUCAAUGAAAAAGGCCUGAGGGUCGACGGUGUGAGCUAUGGGCGGCGGCAGGGGCAGCAAGAGGGCCGUCCCAUUGUAUUUGCUCAUUGA